AUGGGCUGUGGGCCUAAGAACCAUGACUGGAGCAGCUCACAGCUCACCCGAGCUAGCGAGGAUUUUGGUCUUGUUAAAUUUGAAAAUAUGGCAGAGUCCCGUCGAGUGAGCAACAACCAGGAGGCUAGCUUUUUUCCUCAUCAGCGUCACUGUAUGCCCAGCCAAUCGCGUCCGGAGCAAUCACCCGAUUUCUCCGACGUAUUUGCUUUGUCCAAAACUGCACCAGAUCCGGUAAAACACUACAGCCGUUUCCCGUCAUGGCACAAAGUCUUUCGGCCUAAUGACCCGGCGCCUGAUGGUUGGUUCCGGCCCGUGGACAACCCCAACUGA
Molecule: messenger RNA, 330 nt
Organism: Dibothriocephalus latus
Lineage: Eukaryota; Metazoa; Platyhelminthes; Cestoda; Diphyllobothriidea; Diphyllobothriidae
Source: the annotation of a GenBank genome assembly